Molecule: messenger RNA, 1824 nt
Organism: Mesorhabditis spiculigera
Lineage: Eukaryota; Metazoa; Nematoda; Chromadorea; Rhabditida; Rhabditidae
Source: the annotation of a GenBank genome assembly
AUGGAACCGACGGGGAGUCGUGGCGAUGAUUUCGAACGUGAAGAACUAUUCGCGGGUACGACGGGCUCGGACGGGGCCUCUGACGUCCCUAUGAAGCGCCCCCUACUUACCGUAUGCCGGGACUUCGUCUACCGGCGACUCCCGUUUGCUAAAUGGUUCCCGGAAUACCGUAUCUCACAAGAUUUACCGGGUGAUUUUGCUGGAGGAUUGACGAUUGGCAUUAUGCAUAUUGCUGAGGGAAUGGCCUACGCUCCGUUGGCCGGUGUAAGACCGGUGAAUGGUCUAUUUUCCUGCCUAUUUCCUGCCCUAUUCUACAUGCUAUUCGGGACAUCGAGACAUGUUUCUGUUGGAGGUUUCGCUGUAAUUUGUCUAAUGACCGGCUCGGCAACGACUCGAGCGACAGAACAGCUGAUGGCUGGCAUGAAUGUGACGGCGGCGGACGAGCCGAAAAUACGCGAAAAUUUGGCCAUACAGAUUACGGCUGCUCUUACAAUGUUUAUUGGUUUUGUACAGAUCCUCCUCGGCAUCUGCCGUCUCUAUAAAUUGACGCCAUUUUUGAGCGAUCAGGUAAUUGCCGGGUUCACCACCGGAGCCGCCGUGCAUGUGAUGACGUCACAACUCGACAAAGCUCUUGGCGCCUCGAUUGGAUCGCAUAAUGGGCUGGGAAAGUUAUUCUUUAUCUACCGUGACAUCGUCGCCGCCCUAUCACAAGGCAGAUUUCACCUAAUCACAGCUUGCAUCGGCUGUUUCGUCGUCUUUUGCCUGUUUUUCAUCAAAAAUUGGAUCGAUCCAAAGUUGCGCAGCUGGCUGAAUAUUCAGAAGCCGUUGCCCUACGAUCUUUUUGUGAUGGUUCUCGCCACAUUCUUCAGCUCCUAUUUUGCCCUGCACGCAAAAUAUGGAGUGGCGAUCAUUGAGGAUAUUCCUACCGGCCUGCCCUCCGCGAAGUUGCCGGAACUCGGCCUAUUCCCGUUAUUGGCUUUGGACAGUGUAUCCAUCGGAAUAAUUAUUCUUGUUAUUCACCUCUCGAUGGGGAAGCUUUUCGCGAAGAAGCACACAUAUCCGCUCGACAUGGAGCAGGAGUUCUACGCCACUGGCCUCACCGAGGUUCUCUGCUCGUUUUUCCCAGUCUAUCCCCCAUCCACAUCGUUGGGUAGAAGCCUGGUUGGAGAGUCAGCCGGCACUCGAACCCAACUCUCAGCUGUGUUCUCAUCUUCCCUGGUGCUAUGCGUCAUUCUAUUCCUCGGCCCACUCCUCGAGCCGUUGCCUACGUGCGUUUUGGCAGCCAUCGUCAUUGUUUCCCUCCAAGGGAUGUUCCGCCAACUGGGCCAGGUCCCGCAGUUGUGGCGGGUUAAUCGGAUUGAUUCGGCAGUCUUCAUGGUCACCUUCCUAGCUACCGUCCUUGUCGGCAUUGUUCCUGGGCUCUGCAUCGGCGUCAUUUUCGUGCUCGGAACCGUUAUAUUCCGUAGCAAAAAGGCGAAGCUGACGUGCGAGGUGGAGACGGCUCCAAAACAAUGUCCAACUCGAGCGGAUUGUCAAUUGGUGUUGACCUUUACCUCCCCGCUGAUCUUCCUCAACGUCGAGCAGUUCUGGAGGAAUUUGAGGAAACUUUUGGAUCGGGCUGCUAGCGAAAAAGCCCCACAUUCGAUCGUUUUCGAUCUGCAUCUCGUGACGAAUAUCGAUACAAUGGGCGGCAAUGCUAUUAUUGAGGUACACGACUACUGCCAAAAACACGGGUAUAUCGUCCAUUUUUGCCGGGCUAACGAAAAAGUGCUGCGCCUUCUCAACCGUAUGGAGCAGUUUGAGCGGAUCUCGACAGCUUUUUGC